Acipenser ruthenus (sterlet) is the source of this 4836-nucleotide messenger RNA. Its product is annotated as zinc finger CCCH domain-containing protein 4. The transcript has 14 exons. Gene Ontology annotation, biological process: negative regulation of DNA-templated transcription. Gene Ontology annotation, cellular component: nucleus. Gene Ontology annotation, molecular function: metal ion binding; RNA binding. The record is from RefSeq and is a predicted model, not a curated record. The coding region runs from base 353 to 4444 and encodes 1363 amino acids. Lineage: Eukaryota; Metazoa; Chordata; Actinopteri; Acipenseriformes; Acipenseridae.
UUUUCGGCCAUCUCCGUGAGCCCCGAAGCUAUUGUGUCGUCAUCCUCGGAAGCGCCUCCUCCCGCCGCCCUCCCACCUCUUCCUUUCUUAGUCGAGCUACGGCGCCAUUUUACGAGGACGAGUUUCAUUUUUCAGCGCGGCCAUAGAGGAAGGAACGUGAGGGAAAUAAAAAAAGUCUCCUCUCUUGUUAUUUCUUUAUAAAUGUGGAAUGAAGUUAUUCAGAACUGAACAUUUGCCAUAAAAAAGCAAUAACCAAAAAAAAAAAAAAGAAAUAGAUCCAAAAAAAAAAAAAAACAGUGACGCAUAAACCAGUAAAAAUUAAUUUUUUUUUGUACUAAAAGUACAGAGGGAAAUGGCUGUGGAAAGCAUGAGUGUCCAUCAAUCCUCCCCAACAACCUCCAACCAUGAACACAUCAACAACGUCCUCACUGACGAAAGCAGGGAGGAUCAUGAGCUGGAGGAAGGGGAGCUGGAAGAUGAUGGAGGGGAGGUGGAGAGCCCCAAAGCCGGGGAGCCCCAGGAGAAAGCGGGGGGCCGCGGGAGAGAGAGGGAGAGGCACGGGAGCGGCUCGGAGGACGACAAGUCUCACCGACGCAAGAGGAAGAGGAGGAAAGAGAGAGAGAAGGAGAAGAGGAGGGCGAAGAAGAGGCGAAAAUCCAAACACAAACGCCACGCUUCCUCCAGCGACGAGCACUCUGAAUUCAGCGACGAGUCGGACUACAGCCCUGGGGAAAAGGGUCUUAGGAAAUACAGGGAGUACAGCCCCCAGUACCCCCCCCAGGCACUACAGCCUCAUCCGGGGUACCCCCCACCCCCUCACGGCGGUCCCAUGCCCAAGAAGGGGGGCUACAUGAAGCUGGAGAAGCCGGGAGGCUACGGGGGCUACGAUGAGUACGAUGAGGAGAAUUACGAGGGGGGGGAGGAGGAGGAGAUGGGAGACGAGGAUUACGAUGACUUUGCCAAGGAGCUGAACCAGUACCGCAAAGCCAAAGAGGGGACGGGGGGCAACCGGGGGAGAGGUGGUAAAGGUCGCGGGAAGAACCAGAGAGGUCGCGUGGGAAGGGGAGGAGGCAUGAGAGGAAGAGGCGGGCGAGGAGGCGGGCCCAGGGGCAGGGGGCGGGGCAAGAUGGGCGGAGAGAAUGACGACGGAGAUGGAAUGAUGUUCUGUGAGGAGAUGGAGUACGGAGAGGAAGACUUCGACCACAUGGGUGAUGAAGAGUUUGACGGUUACUCCAAAGAGAUGAACCACUACAGGAGGAAUAAAGAUGGGCCAAACAGAGGGAGAGGUGCUAAAGGAGGACGGGGGCGUGGCCGAGGGGGAAAGGGGGGCCGGGGGAUGAACCGAGGACGGGGGAGGAACAACAGAGGGAGGGGGAGAGGAGGGGACUGCGGCGCUCACGAGGAGGAGAACAACGGAGACAUGGACAUGGGGGACUGCGGUCCGCGCAGGAACGAUCAGGACAAGUCCCACCAGCAGGUCUCGGACAAGAAGGGCAAAGUGAUCUGCAAGUACUACAUCGAGGGCAGGUGCACCUGGGGGGAGCACUGCAACUUCAGCCAUGACAUCGAGCUACCCAAGAAGAAAGAACUGUGCAAGUUCUAUAUCACGGGCUUCUGUGCAAGAGCUGAGAACUGCCCUUACAUGCACGGUGACUUCCCUUGCAAGCUGUUUCACACCACUGGGUCUUGUGUGAAUGGAGACGAAUGCAUGUUCUCCCACGAGAACCUCUCUGAGGACACACAAGACCUGCUGAACAAGAUGUUAGCUGAGGACGCAGAAGCCGGAGCGGAGGACGAGAAGGAGGUGGAGGAGCUGAAGAAACAAGGCAUCAACCCGCUCCCCAAGCCCCCUCCUGGGGUGGGCCUGCUCCCCACUCCCCCCCGGCCCCCUCCCUCUGACCCCAGCUCUCCCGGAGGGGGUCCCUGCGACUCUCCAGGGGGUCCCGUGCCCGGAUUGGCCCCCUGUCCGGUACCAGGGGGCCCCGGGGUAGGACCUUGCCCAGGACAGGCACCCCCACCUGGACUACCGCCUCCCCAGCCCAUGCCUCCCCCCCAGCCCUGCCCCAACAACACACAGAAGAAAAUUCCCUCCCUGUUUGAGAUUCGGGUGCAGCCCACCGGCCAGCUGGCACAGAAACUAGGAGUGCGACCCCCAGGUGGCCCCCCAGGCCCUCCCCCACCUGGGCCCCCCCCUCCAGGCCCUCCACCCCCCCACUUCCAAGGGCCACCAGGCCCUCCAGGACACAUGGGGCCUGGCCCCCCUCCAGGGCCCCCAGGAAUGAGGCCCCCUGGCCCGAUGCCUCAUGACAUGUCAAUGGGGCCCCCAGGCAUGAACCAGGGGCCUCCUCCGAUGGGCCCUGGGCCCCCGAUGAUGCCCUUCGGACCGGGCGAUGGGCCCCCUAUAGGCAUGAUGCCCCCGGGCCCCCCACCACCCUACUUUGAGAACUUCUACCAUCCACAGCAGGGCAUGGAGAUGGAGCAAGGGGGAGAGGAAGAAGACGAUUACGAAGACUACGAGGAGAUGGAGCAGGGGGACGGCUCGAUGGGGUUCAUGGACCAGCCUCCCCCGGACCAGGGCUCCAUGAUGGGGCUCGACCCGGGGGCUGGGCAGGGUCAGAGCCAGCCAGGGAUCCCGGACUUCAUGCCCACGGCCCAGCGGGCUCUCUUCAUGAGGAUCCAACAGAAACAGCAGCAGGCAGAGGAGCGGGCGAGGAGGUUGGCAGAGGGAGGAGGAGAGAGAGACGCAGAAGCAGGUGACACGGCUAACUGGUACUCCAGCGAGGAAGAGGACGGUGGUGGCAGUGUGACCUCCAUCCUCAAAACCCUUCGCCAGCAGACACAAGGGGGGAAGCUGCCAAACCAGCCUCCCCCUCCCCACCCCACAGACACCAGCCCUGGGGGUCUCAACAACCCCCGCCUGGGCACAACCAACCCAGCAGCAGCAGCAGCAGCAGCGACAACAGCGGCCGCCACAAGCCGUCCAGCUGACCCCCGACUGUCCCGGGACCCCCGUCUGACCAGGACGGGCGAGACCAGCCAGAGCGACCCCCCUGCGGACCCCCGCUUAGCCCGCCACGCCCCACCCCCAAAACCAGACCCUGCCCCCCACCACAGGGCCCCCAGCGGCCCGGCGGACGAGGAGGAAGGGGAGAGGGUCUUGCGUGACAAGCCCGUCCCCAUCCCCUCGGAGCCCGUGCUGGGCCAGGCUCUCAGGGACCCCCGGUCCCAGCUGCAGCAGUUCAGCCACAUCAAGAAAGACAUCGUGCUCCUCAAGCCCAACUUCUCCAAAUCGGUGCUCUGGAGCCCCGAGGAUUUGAUACCCCUGCCCGUGCCCAAGCAAGACUUCCUCCCCUUGCCUCCCGGGAUCCCCCCAGUGACAGCGGUGGACCCCAGACUGAACCGAGCCCAGCAGCAGCGAGAGCACACGGCCCCCCCCAUUCCUCCCCCUCCUCCUCCUCCUCCUCCUCCCUCGAUCCCCCCUGCCCAGCCCGAGCCGGCCGCCCUCCCGGACUUCGAGCUCCUCUCCCGGAUCCUGAAGACGGUCAACGCUGCUUCCGGGCAGGCGCCCCUCCCCCAGGUUCAGCCGCCGCCCUCCGCCCCGGCGACCCUGCCCGCGGCGGACAAACCCGUCGACCCGCGGAUCGCGCGCAAAAUCGCGGCCGACCCCAGAUUGCAAAACCAGAAACCCACGCUCAAAGCAGCGGCCGAAACUUUGUCCGCUGGCCCCACUGCUACUCCUGCUGCUGCAUCUGCUGCUGCCCCGGGUAUUGUUCAACUGACACAGCCAGCAGUGCCGGCCAUCGCUCCCUACGACCCCAGGCUGCUUUCCGCGGGGGGUGGGGGGAGAGGAGGGGCAACUGCAGGACUGGGUAGCAGCACUACGGGCCAGAGCAAUGUGCUAAGCAGCAUAAGCCUGUACGACCCCAGGACUCAGAGCACGGGGAGUGGGGUAGGUAGUGGCGCCUCAGUGGCUAAAUCGGACACCGCUAAUGGGAAUCCUUCCUCCGAGCCCAAAGCGGGAGAAGCAGGCAAGCAGGGCAAGCCGAAGGAGCCGCUGUUCGUGCGCAAGUCAGCGCUGGAUCAGCCAGAGACGGAGAAAGCCAGCGGCUCAGAACCGGCCACGGACAGAUACAACAGCUACAACAGGCCCAGGCCCAAGCCCGUGGCUCCGCCCCCGUCGGCGACGCCCGCGGCCGGAAUCACCGCCGACGGUUCUGCAGUUACCGGGGUCUCCAAUCCGGAGUCCGGACAACAGCCUGGGGUUCACAACCUCCCCGUGUCUUCCGUGUUCGGGUUGAAACAGGCGGCCAAAUCCGGGGGUACGGGGAGCCCCUUUGGGGGCAGCAGCCCUGCGCAGCCGGCAGACAGCGCCGAGCAAGACGCAGCCUCGCUGAAAGAGGUGUUCAAGGGGUUUGACCCCACGGCUUCCCCCUUCUGCCAGUGAAAAGAUUCAAAGGACACGCAAGAAAACUGUUCUAUUGACAAUGGGGGAGGACGGUUGCGAUCCCUGUUUUAUUUCGACUUCUUCAAUCAGUGUUUGUUGUACAACUUCGGCAGGAGGGGAGGUAUGACGUUUUUUGAUAUUGGUUGUAUUUAAAAAAGAAAACCUUCAACUUUACAAAAACUCUUAUGUAUAUAGUUUAUGGUUCAUUCUUGCUUUGAAAAUAAUCGUUCUUUCUAAUUUUUUUCUUUCGUUAAUUUCGGAAAUCUCAAAAUAACUGGCCAAUUUUUUUUUUUUUUUUUUUUGUAUUUUUUUUUGUUUUUCUGUAUGGCUCCAAAUUACUUUGUAAACCCUGUUGAUGAACAUGUUUUAUAUAUUACUGGUCAGACUCUCAU